Molecule: messenger RNA, 1453 nt
Organism: Marmota flaviventris (yellow-bellied marmot)
Lineage: Eukaryota; Metazoa; Chordata; Mammalia; Rodentia; Sciuridae
Gene: Asb10
Product: ankyrin repeat and SOCS box containing 10
Biological process (GO): intracellular signal transduction; positive regulation of transcription by RNA polymerase II
Cellular component (GO): nucleus
Molecular function (GO): protein binding; transcription cis-regulatory region binding
Source: RefSeq, a predicted model, not a curated record
CUGCCUGUGUCCUCUACCUCUGCUUCUCCCACCCCCUUUCCCUUCCUAUGUGCUCAUGAGCUGGUCCCCAGAAGAGUGCAGGGGGCAGGGAGACCCCCCCAGUGACAGACACACCCUCUGUGCCAGGCUGGUGGAGAAGCCCAGCAGAGGGUCCGAGGAGCACACCCAGUCUGGCCCGGGACCCAUUGUCACCCGCACGGCCUCAGGACCUGCCCUUGCCUUCUGGCAGGCAGUGCUGGCUGGGGACGUGGGCUCUGUCUCCCGCGUCCUGGCAGACUCCAGUACCAGCCUGGCUCCUGAUUCCGUCUUUGACACCAGCGACCCAGAGCGAUGGAGGGAUUUCCGCUUCAACAUCCGCGCUCUGAGACUCUGGUCUCUAACAUAUGAAGAGGAGCUGACCACCCCGCUGCAUGUGGCAGCCAGCCGUGGCCACACGGAAGUUCUGAAGCUGCUGCUGAGGCGGAGGGCGAAGCCAGACAGCGCCCCCGGGGGCCGCACUGCCCUGCAUGAGGCCUGUGCUGCAGGUCACACUGCCUGUGUCCACGUGCUGCUGGUGGCAGGAGCUGACCCCAAUAUCCCUGACCAGGAUGGGAAACGCCCCUUGCAUCUCUGCCGUGGGGCUGGUACCCUUCAGUGUGCGGAGCUGCUCCUGCGCUUUGGUGCACAAGUGGAUGGCCGGUCUGAAGAGGAGGAGGAGACCCCUUUGCACGUGGCAGCCCGACUUGGCCAUGUGGAACUGGCAGACCUGCUUCUAAGACGGGGUGCGUGCCCCGAUGCCCGCAAUGCCGAGGGCUGGACACCACUGUUGGCUGCCUGUGACAUCCGCUGCCACUCUCCUGCCGAUGCCGAGGCCACCACUACCCGCUGUUUCCAGCUGUGCCGUUUACUGCUGUCAGCGGGGGCAGAUGCGGAUGCUGCCGACCGGGACAAACAGCGCCCCCUGCACCUGGCCUGUCGCCAUGGCCACGUGGCCGUUGUAGAGCUGCUCCUGUCCUGUGGUGUCAGUACCAACGCCAUGGACUAUGGGGGACACACAGCCCUGCACUGUGCUCUGCAGGGUCCAGCUACAGCCCUGGCCCAGAGCCCUGAGCAAGUGGUGCGGGCUCUGCUCAACCACGGCGCUGUGCGAGUCUGGCCAGGAGCCCUCCCCAAGGUCCUGGAGCGCUGGUGCACGUCCCCACGGACCAUCGAGGUCCUGAUGAACACCUACAGUGUCCUGCAGCUUCCCGAGGAGGCCAUGGGCCUGGUGCCUCCUGAAACUCUGAAGAAGCACCAGCACUUCUACUCUUCCCUCUUCGCCCUGGUGAGGCAGCCCCGGUCACUGCAGCACCUGAGCCGCUGUGCGCUGCGUGCGCACCUGGCAGGCUGCCUGCCCCACGCCCUGCCCCGCCUUCCACUGCCACCCCGCCUGCUCCGCUACCUGCAGCUUGACUUCGAGGAUGUGCUCUACUAG